UCUGCGCUCCCCCUUAGGUCACGUGGGGACGGGAAUCUGGAAGGCGUAGUGCUCCUUUAUUAGCUCCAUGCGCCAUGUUUUUAGGCUGGAUCUGUCUUAGGCUUACCCUCUAAGGAAAUGGCCUGGGAGCCUCAGGAAACCCAGACGCCGUUUGGGAGCCCGGGCUGAGGAGACAGGGCAGCGGGGUAAAUCUGAGCGUUCUGCGCGAGGUAGAGAGGUCAUGGCGUCCGGCAGUAACUGGCUGUCCGGGGUGAAUGUCGUGCUGGUGAUGGCCUACGGGAGCCUGGUGUUUGUACUGCUAUUUAUUUUUGUGAAGAGGCAAAUCAUGCGCUUUGCAAUGAAAUCUAGAAGGGGACCUCAUGUCCCUGUGGGACACAAUGCCCCCAAGGACUUGAAAGAGGAGAUUGAUAUUCGACUAUCCAGGGUUCAGGAUAUCAAGUAUGAACCCCAACUCCUUGGAAAUGAUGAUGCUAGGCUGCUGCAACUGGAGACCCAGGGAAAUCAGAAUUGCUACAACUAUCUGUACAGGAUGAAAGCUCUGGAUGCCAUUCGUGCCUCAGAGAUCCCUUUUCAUGCUGAUGGCCGGCAUCCUCGUUCCUUAAUGUGCAAGAAUUUCCGCUCCUACUUGCUAGAUCUACGAAACACUAGUACUCCCUUCAAGGGUGUGCGCAAAGCCCUCAUUGAUACCCUGCUAGAUGGCUAUGAAACAGCCCGUUAUGGGACAGGGGUCUUUGGUCAGAAUGAAUACCUGCGCUAUCAGGAAGCCCUGAAUGAGCUGGCCACUGUGGUCAAAGCACGAAUUGGGAGCUCUCAGCGACAACACCAAUCAGCAGCCAAAGACCUAACUCAAUCCCCUGAAGUCUCGCCAACAACCAUCCAGGUGACAUACCUCCCCUCCAGUCAGAAGAGUAAACGUGCCAAACACUUCCUCGAAUUGAAGAGCUUUAAAGAUAACUAUAACACCUUGGAAAGUACUUUGUGAUGGAACUGAAGGACUCUCACUACAGACUGAAACAGACAGCUGCAGUGUGCCAGACAGGCUACUUGCUGGAAGCCCUCAGGACAUCUGGCUCAGCAGACCCAACCUAUAUCAGCUGAGGCUCCCAUUGUGUCCAGAGUUCUUAGACCUUUUGGCUAGACAGUCAUUCCCAAUUCCAUACAGGCAUUUUUGUAUCACUGGCUAAGACUUCAUAGCAUUUUUUUUCUGGAUUUGAAUUCAGAUGUUACUCUCCAUGUUUCUGUCUAAGCCUCCUUAAGAAUCCUCACUAGGGGGGCAGCUCCUGUAGCUCAGAGGAGUACGGCGCUGGCCCCAUAUGCUGGAGGUGGUAGGUUCAAACCCAACCCCUGCCAAAACUGCUAAAAAAUAAAUAAAUAAAUUCUCACUAGGUUUUAGCCAUAGUUCACAUACCAAUAGGUGAAAGUUGGAGUAGGGUGCUUUCUCUGUCUACCCCUUCAUCCAUGGUUAAAUGGAAACUGGGAGUUAGGGUAUCUCAGGUUUGAUUGGUAAAAAAGGCAGAAGAAACUGGCAGGGAAAUGUGGUGAGGAAGGGGGUGGUAUAUGGGAACAACUUAACCCUGGUGUUCCUCUUAAACCAAGAUGUGUUGAAACAUUAACACAGCUUCCCUAACAUGCAAGGGUCUGUCAUUCCACUUUCAUUCCCAUACUGUGUUAUACAUAAAAGGGAAUGUUCAGGCACCUGGUGCCAGGCUUUGAGACAGUGGGAAGGAAUUGUUUCCCCAAACCAAUGCAAUGGUCUGACUUAAAAAUUAUUUAAUAAAAUGAACUAUUAAAAAAUAAA
This is a messenger RNA of Nycticebus coucang (slow loris), 1798 nucleotides long. RefSeq names its product chromosome 5 C1orf43 homolog (gene LTAP1). The coding region runs from base 221 to 982 and encodes 253 amino acids. Gene Ontology annotation, biological process: phagocytosis. Lineage: Eukaryota; Metazoa; Chordata; Mammalia; Primates; Lorisidae. The transcript has 7 exons. The record is from RefSeq and is a predicted model, not a curated record.